Myotis davidii is the source of this 1810-nucleotide messenger RNA. It is a transcript of the gene EXOSC7, whose product is annotated as exosome component 7. The record is from RefSeq and is a predicted model, not a curated record. NCBI's taxonomy places the organism in Eukaryota, Metazoa, Chordata, Mammalia, Chiroptera, Vespertilionidae. The transcript is spliced from 8 exons. Gene Ontology annotation, cellular component: nuclear exosome (RNase complex); cytoplasmic exosome (RNase complex). Gene Ontology annotation, biological process: exonucleolytic trimming to generate mature 3'-end of 5.8S rRNA from tricistronic rRNA transcript (SSU-rRNA, 5.8S rRNA, LSU-rRNA); nuclear mRNA surveillance; U4 snRNA 3'-end processing. The coding region runs from base 134 to 961 and encodes 275 amino acids.
GUCUAGACCUAACCAUUUUGUAUUUUACUUUCCACUUUUGGUUCAGUGUGGUUCAUUUCAGCUUCCCGGGGUUCCUUUAACCUCAGUCUUUUGAUUCCUUUAUGAUUUCAAAGAUGAAUAUACAAUAAAGGCGAUGGAAUAUAAGGAAGACCUCCGCGUGGAUGGCCGUGGAUGUGAGGACUACCGAUGUGUCGAAGUGGAAACCGACGUGGUGUCCAACACCAGUGGGUCUGCCAGGGUCAAGCUGGGCCACACGGACAUCCUGGUGGGAGUGAAAGCAGAGAUGGGGACGCCGAAGCUGGAGAAGCCAAAUGAAGGUUACUUGGAGUUCUUUGUUGACUGCUCAGCCAAUGCUACCCCUGAAUUUGAAGGUCGAGGAGGUGAUGAACUUGGCACAGAGAUUGCUAACACCCUCUACCGGAUAUUCAGCAACAAGAGCAGCGUGGACCUGAAGUCCCUCUGCAUUAGUCCUCGGGAGCACUGCUGGGUUCUCUAUGUGGACGUGCUGCUGCUGGAAUGUGGUGGAAAUUUGUUUGAUGCCAUCUCCAUUGCUGUAAAGGCCGCUCUGUUCAAUACAAGGAUACCAAGAGUUCGUGUCCUGGAGGAUGAAGAGGGGUCGAAGGACAUUGAACUGUCUGAUGACCCUUAUGACUGCAUCCGGCUAAGUGUGGAGAACGUCCCCUGCAUCGUCACCCUGUGCAAAAUCGGCUAUCGGCACGUGGUGGACGCGACUCUGCAGGAGGAGGCCUGCUCCUUGGCCAGCGUGCUGGUGUCCGUGACCAGCCAGGGCGUCGUGACGUGUAUGAGGAAAGUGGGGAAGGGCAGCCUGGACCCAGAGAGCAUCUUCGAGAUGAUGGAGACUUGGAGCUUGGAGGACAGCUGGAUGUCUGCUGACUUAGCCAAGGCGGGUGUGGGGGGUAAGGACCCUGCUGGUAACAGUUGCUUAUCUUCCCCUCCCUGAUCCCACGUUCACGUUUCUAAAGGAGAGUGUUGAACUGAUAAUGUGAACUUAUGACUCCAAAGUCCCAAGCUUUUGUGAUUUGAUGAGGGAAUUGGAGGCGGCAAAGGUGGAGCCAGGGGCUGAAGGGUGGCCGUCUCCCCUUUCCUCCGGGUUUAGAACUGUUUCAAGGGGAGAGAGGUGGGAAUGGGGAGGUCCUCCUGGCACCCUCGGGUCUCCUCCACCCUCUGCAGCACCAUUAGGGCUCUUUCCAGCUGCUCUGUGCUCAUUGGGUGACGUGUUUGUCUCCCCACUGGCCCAGAGCCACAGUGCCCUGGUCCUGCUCACCCUCCCAGUCCACCUCAACUUUGUACAAGUCUUUGAGGACUUUAACACUGACCAACUGACCGACUGACUGACCUGCCAGGAACGCAGUUAGCCGGAGCAGGUGGUUUUUGUUCAAGCAGCCACUGGAUCACAUCAUAACGUGUGCCCAUAGGUCAUUUCUCAGGCAAGGUUGCCAUGUAAUGCUUCCUUCAUUCCUAGAAACGGUGGCUUUUCACGGGAGACUCUAAGCCCUUGGUGUCUGUUUUCUCCUUUUAUUAUCUUCCUUGAAAGCACAAAUGGGCGGUGUAUGUAGUGUCGGAGACACCAAAGACCUUAUCCAGGUGUUGACUUUGGUCUCAUCUGAGGGGUCUGCUUAGAGAUCUGCUGGCAGGUACAUUAGAAACUGCUUGUUAGGACAAGUCAUCAGCACCAUCUUCUUCAUCAGACACACUGCACGUCCUGGGGUCUCUGUGCCUUCUUACUCCAGGACCGUGGGACUUGGGGACCACGUCCAGACUUGGUUGACAAUUUUGCAGCUGUUGUGAC